AUGGCAGACCCAGGCACAGAGGCAGCGGAACACGACCUGGCGCCGCUGAGCAAUCAGGUGGCGGGACAUCCGGACGGAGUGCAGAGCUUGCAAGGUGGACGGUUGGUGGUCAAAGCCUGCUUACCCCGCGAGCUUGCCUUCUACAAUGAAGUCGAGCAUGCAGCUGAGGGAAAAGCAGGCCUAGAAAAUCGUCAGGUGGAGCUACUGCGUAGAUUGUUGAAGGUGAUGCCGGAAUGCCAUGGCAGCUGGAAGGAGUACACUGGAAGCCUAUCCGAGACCGAGACGACCGGUGAUGACGAAGCAGCUCCUCGCAUUGUGUUGGAGAAUCUGACAUACGGCUACGGCAAGCCCAAUGUAUGCGACAUCAAGCUGGGAACGCAGCUGUGGGACGAAGAUGCAAGCGAAGAGAAGCGGCAGAGGAUGGACAAGGUAGCUGCGAACACGACGAGCGGUUCGCACGGUAUUCGACUCACAGGUUGGCAGACGUACGAUGCGAAGACGGACACUUUCCACAGCGUACCAAAGACAUUUGGAAAGACAAUCACACCGGAACACUUGCAGGUAGGAAUGCGCAUGCUUCUCGCGUGUCCCGAACCAAGGGACGCUCAACGAGCUGACUCGGUCUUGGCAGGGACCAGCAUUUCGGAAGAUGGAUCGCAACAGCGUCUUGUAACCUUGCCGGCCGAGCUCGUAGAGAGGCUGCUUGGCAACCACUUGAUCAAGGAUCUCGAAGAGCUGCAUGCCAUCUUCUCAGAAGUGGAAGUACGAAUGCGAGGCGCUUCAUUGCUGCUCGUGUACGAAGGCGAUCCCCGUCGACUCGGACCAACACUCGAUCAAGAUGGCGCAGAGGGUCGUCAACCAGGCCAACCUCAGGUGCGCUUGAUUGAUUUCGGCCAUGCGACACUUGUGCCUGGUCAAGGGCCGGAUCAAGGCGUUUUGCUCGGAGUCGGCACAACUUUGGAGCUGGCAAGAAAGACGCUCGAAAAUCUAGAGCAAAGGCGUAAGCAACAGCCGCAGUAG
Molecule: messenger RNA, 1020 nt
Organism: Sporisorium graminicola
Lineage: Eukaryota; Fungi; Basidiomycota; Ustilaginomycetes; Ustilaginales; Ustilaginaceae
Exons: 2
Coding region: 1-1020 (339 amino acids)
Biological process (GO): phosphatidylinositol phosphate biosynthetic process; inositol phosphate biosynthetic process
Cellular component (GO): nucleus; cytoplasm
Molecular function (GO): inositol-1,4,5,6-tetrakisphosphate 3-kinase activity; inositol hexakisphosphate kinase activity
Source: RefSeq, a predicted model, not a curated record